Molecule: messenger RNA, 5209 nt
Organism: Lineus longissimus
Lineage: Eukaryota; Metazoa; Nemertea; Pilidiophora; Heteronemertea; Lineidae
Product: serine/threonine-protein kinase Nek11-like
Exons: 16
Coding region: 326-2371 (681 amino acids)
Biological process (GO): protein phosphorylation
Molecular function (GO): ATP binding; protein kinase activity
Source: RefSeq, a predicted model, not a curated record
CCAGGACGCUUUUGCCAAAAAGUUACUUCCUGGAAUUUUGUGUUGAUUUAUUUCACAUUUGCCACCUGUAGACUCCAUCCUGUCCCCUCCGGCGAAGUAUUCUCAGUGGGCUGACUGUGUUCUCGACCGUCGGUGCAAAGAUGAUGCCAUCCGAUCGCUCACGCACAACAUUGUUGUAAUCCUCAUUACUGAAGUGAAACGAGACCAGCUACCAUCGGUUUUCUCUGGAGGCAUUGUCCUGCUGUAGGGCGAGUGAAAGAACCACGAAAAAAAGGAAGAACAUCUUGGACAAGUUUUAUGGUUACGUCUUCACGCAAACAUCAAGAUGCCUCCUGGAAGAAAAACCAAGGAGGGUGAUAAGAAGGAAGUGCUGGCCAACCGCUACCAGAAAGAGAAGAAGCUUGGUAGUGGCAACUUUGGAACAGCUUUCUUGGUCAAGGAUCUGAAGAAGGGUGGAGAAUUGAAAGUUCUAAAGGAGAUUCCAGUUGGUGACCUCCAGCCAGAUGAGACUGUAGAUGCUAUGUCCGAGGCCAGGUUGUUGUCCAAAUUGGACCAUCCUGGCAUCGUCAAAUUCCACGACAGUUUUCUGGAUGGGGAGUACUGCUGUAUAGUGUGUGAAUAUUGUGAGGGAGGAGACUUGGAUCAGAAGAUUACAAAAUAUAAGAAGGAAGGCAAACAUUUUGAAGAGAUUCAAGUGAUUGAAUGGAUUCUACAGUUUCUUCUUGCCGUCAAUCAUAUGCAUUCAAGGCGGGUUCUACACAGAGAUUUAAAAGCUAGAAAUAUAUUUUUGAAGAAUAAUAUGAUAAAAAUAGGUGACUUUGGAAUCUCGAGGAUUCUAAUGGGGACAGUGGACAUGGCUUCAACAUUUACGGGGACGCCAUACUACAUGAGUCCGGAAGUGCUGAAACAUGAAGGCUACAACUCUAAGUCUGACAUAUGGUCGGUUGGUUGUAUUCUCUAUGAACUGUGUACCCUCCAGCAUGCUUUUGAAGGUCAGAGUCUGAUGGGCGUCAUGUACAAGAUCGUAGAAGGAGAUUGUCCAGAAUUGCCUGACCGAUAUUCAAAACAGUUGGGAGAAGUAUUGAAAAAACUGCUCACCAAAGAUCCAGAAAAACGACCAUCUGCUCACGAUAUGCUACAGAUACCUUUUAUGUCUAGACAUUUGGGGAAAAUGAAGGACUCGUAUCUCGGCAAGAGAAAUAUCAAAGAGGAGACCAUUGUGUGUAAGAAAGAGGCCCAGGAAAUUGCCACACUCCUGCGAGAGAAGUCCUGCCUUAAAACCUUACAACAGGAGGAAGAGGAGAUUAAGUAUAAGAAUAUGUCGCCUCGUGAACGUAUGCGUUUACGCAAGAUGCAGGAAGCUGACGCCAAAGCCAAGAAGAUCCGUGAAGUUGCCUCGGCCAAUUUUCUUGCCAAUCAGACCCGUAAACAGACCAGAUUAGAAAUCACACAGGCAAGGCAGAAGGUUCCAUGGGCGCAGGCACAAGGAAGAGGCCGGGGGCAAGGUGCUGCCAGUCAAAGUUUGGGGCCCAAGUCAACGAUGAUGCAGCAGGAUAUCCGUCCAAAAACCACAGAAUAUUCCCGUAGAGUGCCCGAGUAUGCAGCACAUGAGGACUACGACGACCAUCAUUUGAGUCAUUCGCUUGGCUAUGAAAGAAAUAGCGACCCAUACUCGGAUGAUUACCACGAGCACACCAUCGUACAUCAAGACGAUGACGACAUCGUGUACAGCAAGCCCGGUUAUGGCGAGCCGGAAUACCCGGAUGAAAAUGAACAUACUCUAGUGGAGCGUACCCUGGUGGCGCGCCCACCAUUGCAUCACACGCUAAAUGUCGGCGGCGGAGACGAUCGGCCGAUCACGCCACUGAAGGAUAAGAUGAUUUAUGAUGUGGCGCAUUCCUCACUUGAUUUCAGAGAUGGAAUUCCAGAUGACCCCAAACUUGCUGAGACAUUUUAUGAGCAGUAUGACGACUUUGAAGAGAACCCCGAUGGAGAUGAUGACGGAUUUGGUGAGGGAACAUUGGGUGAUGACGACGAACUACAGCUUAUCAAUUAUAUGGAGAACGCACUUGCUUCCGAUGAUGCAGGUCGCACCCAGACUUUUGCUGAUGAUACGGUGUCUGGGGCUUUUGGACCAGCAGCAAGAGACAUCAAAAUCAAAAACCUUAGAGCUGAGUGUGAGAAGAAGAUGGGAAAAGCAGACUUCCAGAAGGCGUACAACUACUUGAAGAAGGCACGAGGGGAUAAGAAAAAACCCGCCGACGAAGGAACGAUCCAUAAGACGUUAAAGUCCUUGGUGAAAAAUCCCUAUGACUGUUUCUACGUUGAUCAGUUAUUAUUCCUUGAGGAGCAGACUAGCCUAGGAACCUGAGCUUGGGGUAGCUCGGUCGGGAUGUCUUGGAGGACGUCUGUCGACUGAAGUGAUUAUGCAUUCCAGCGUGUGAGAACAUUUAAAAUACUGACAACACCAAAAAUAGAGUGAAUUUUGGAUGAAAAUGGGGUAAAAUUGACAUGGGCUGUUUCUGUCUGAAGCAAAAAAUGAUUUAAAGCUCUGCUACCUGCAAUUUUCAUUGCAUGCAAUGAUUAUCGCUCAUUUUGAUUGGUGAUUGCAUCGACCUGUAUUCAAAAUCAAACCCAAUGAUUAUCGGUUUUACCCGUUGAUGAGGACCGAUUUGUUACAGAUACCAGCGAUUAUAAUCACAGGUCACAGUGACCUACAUCGCUUAUUUUACAAUUAAAGACAUAAAUCAGUAUAUAAAUCUUCUAAUUUCAACAAGUGUUUUACAACAUUGUUUGUAAAUAGAAGAUACUUUCUCUGGCUAAGAUAGUUUUAAAGGGAACUGAAACCGCCAAGCCAGUUCGUAUGACCUCGUUUUCAUUUCCCGCAUAUCGGGUGAUCAGAACGAGGCAAGAAUGAAACAUGGCGCCUAGCUGUCAAUCAUUGAGUGACGUCACUACUAUGGAAUUUACUACGAAAACUCAUGAAUGAAAGAUCGCAUGACUCACGCGAUUCUCAAACGAUUCUCAAUAAUAACAAAUUGAACUGCGCAUGCUCGGGCACUGGGGGCGGAGCUACAAAUCUGAACUCGAAUAGGAAGUUGGAAGUUUGACUUUCUCGGGCAGUGAAAGUCGAAAAGUUGAAUAAAUCGCUCGGCGGUUCCAGUUCCCUUUAAUCGUUAAAACUGUAUUGAACCAUCCUGAUAUCAGGCUUUUUGAUACUCCUACAUCCUAUACAGAAAUACUGAAAUUAUAUAUUGAAAAAAACUGGUGCCAGGAUGGUAUUGAACUAAGUUUUAAGAUACAUGUGGGAAAUAAUUUUCCCUUUGGUCUAAGUUGCAUUGUUCGAGCCAAUCGGAUUCCAUGAAAUGGAAUACAGCAGUUGACUGUGGUGUGUGGUUCAACAAUUUUUAUAUUUCAAUACGUCUCUUUCCUGAUCAGCGCCUCUAGUGGUGGAUUUCUGUUGAGGGAAGGCCAAAUGGCCAACUAAUGGGGUCAGCCUUUCAUGCUCCAACAUCAGUGAUGCCAGGCGUUGCAAUCAACAGAGGCUGAUCUCGUAACUUGAAGCAGUUCCGCUACUUCUUGGCAAGAAGCGCUCACCUGGAAAGAGGCGAUUCUGGGCAUCAUUGGGGUGCCUCUAGUGGGCUUGGGAAAUUCAGACCAAGACAAUUCUCGAUCAAAGCUUGUGUGCUUGAGGGAGGAUUCGUGUGAUUGUUUUUUGAUCUUGUCAAAGUAUGCACCAUUUUGCACAAAUGCCCCCACCUAUUUUUAACCCGUCAAAAAGACUUUUGCAGGACUAAGGGGUUUAGAUUUGUUUUUCUAUCUGUGUCAGAAUUGUUUCUAAGCAAUUCCGUAUGCUUUUAUAAACUUGUGCACCGAGUUGAGAUUCUCUUUGUAAUUGUGUUUAAACAAAGUUGGUGUUGAUAGACUUGUUGGAUAACAGCAGCAAGGAUGCGGGGGGGGGGGGAGGCUGUAGUACUGACAUUAUGUCCUGUAGAACACUUACAUGUAGCAAACAGUUUGUCGGUGGGAGCCAGUCAAAAUAUAAAACUCAGGGCCAAUUCUCCAGAAGACAGCACUCGGCCUACACCACACCAAUCGGAUUUUUUUUAUAAAGGAUAAUGUCAGGGGCACUGCAAAGUUUGGGGUAGUUCUCCUAUUGUAUUUAGGAGAUUAAAGUAAUGUUAGGCCCGGUACAGUAUCUAAUGGUACAUGUAGUACUGGCAGUAUGUCACUGUGUAUUUAUUUCAUUUUGCCCGACUUUGUCAAAACAUCAGAGCUUGUGAAUGCUUUGAAGGAUUCAUGUACAUUUAAACUCUUUCUCUUUCCCUUACGAAAAAGAUCUCGGAUUCACCGUGGUAAAAUCUGAAUUCCUCACGGUGAAUUCAUUUCACCAUGGUGAAUUCAUUGCUCCUGAUAAAGCAUUCACCAUGGUUAAAUCAGCGUUUACCAUGCUCGCCAUUGUGAAUGUAGAUUUUACCAUGCUCACCAUGGUGAAAUGUUGUCAGUUUACCACAGUGAAUUAUGGAUUUACCACGGUGAAAAUGAGACACAUUUUCCCUACUAAGGGGUAUGUACAUAACUAAUGUAACAGUAUUUGCUGGUCUUAAUUGAUAUCCCAAACAGAAACUGAUUUUGUUGUCAUCUUUGUACAUUCUGAUGAGAGAGAUGUUAAAGGGACUAUGUCGUAACUUUGGGAUGGUUCAACGACUGUACCAACAGGUGGUCCGAGUAUCUAAUAUGGGGGUAUUUUUUCACUUUGUAUUUAAAGGUGUCAAUAUGCAAUGAAUCCUUCAUUUGAUUCUGGCCCUUAUGAGACACUUGUUUAUUGUAAGACCAUUGACCUUUUAUAGCCAUUAGUAUAGGAUCAUUUGUCAAAAUUUGGGCCUGUUUGUGCAGUUGUCAGUCUGAGGAAUGACCGAAUGCUAUUGAAGCCUGCUUUAUGGGCUGUUCUAUGUCGGUGUUGAUUUUGAAUAGUUUUUCAGGUUGUGUCUUUUAAUAGUGAAAGGAUCACUAUAAAUCAUGUGCGUACCGUCCAUUUUUUUAUGAACUUUAGUAGAUAGAUUAUACUUUGCUGGAUUCCUGCCUCAAUGAAAAUGCAGUACAGUUUACUGCACCUGCAUGGCACUGGACUAUCUAACCAAUUCGAUUUCUGUAUGAUAUUAUUGUAUGUGUCAAUCCGUCUGCAAUUGUGAACUGAAUGAAUAAUUAA